Coccinella septempunctata (seven-spotted ladybird) is the source of this 3585-nucleotide messenger RNA. RefSeq lists its product as uncharacterized. The transcript is spliced from 4 exons. The record is from RefSeq and is a predicted model, not a curated record. Lineage: Eukaryota; Metazoa; Arthropoda; Insecta; Coleoptera; Coccinellidae. Bases 1 to 3585 code for a protein of 1194 amino acids.
AUGGAGAUCAUGGAGCAAUUGUCAGACUCUGCUGGAUUUCUAGUUACCAAGGAAGAAUUGCUAAAUUUGAAAUUGGAGAUUGUGAGUGAUAUUACUUCAGUCUUCAAAAAUGAGUUAAAGGACUUGAGGAAAUUGGUUAAUUCGCAAAAUAAACAAAUUGCCGAUUUAAAAAAGGAGAUUGAUAAUCUCAGAAAUGAUAAAGUUGUUAUCAGAGCGGGACAUGUGGAUACUCCGUAUGUCCCACCCGCUCGGAAUGCCGUAUGUGAGUCAUUCCUAACUGAAACAGAAGGUAAACAAACCGAGCUACGAAAUUCUAACCAGAUUGUCGAUAUUGACACAUUAAAGACAGCCGAAGCGGAAAAUUCAGGUUUGACAUCAGCCAGCAAUAACAACCCAAAUAUAAACAAAGGAGAUUUGACAGAAUAUACAGAAAGAGAAGAUCUUGCAACGAAGUGGACAACAGUGACAAGAAGGGAAAGAAAAACAAAGAAAAGCAGUGAAUCUGAAUCGACUCGAAAUACAGUACAUAGGAAAACAAGAAGGAGUAUUUUAUGCACCGGAGACAAUAAACUAGACGAUAAGAUAAAAGGCGCCAUUAGGAGAAAAUGGAUUUACGUGGGAAGAAUUGCCGGUUCUGAUGUAACAGCUCAAGAUGUGAGGAACUUCCUUUCGAAUCUUCCUGGAUAUGAAACAAUUGAAAUAAAUAAAUUAACAACGAAAGGUACAAACUCGGCUUUCAGUAUUGGAGUGCCUGAAGAAACAUACAAUCUGACGGUGACUAAUCGUGAGCCCACUCGUAUAACUCCACACUCGGCCACCUGCCUUGAUAAUGUAAUAUCUAAUCUGGAGGGCACUACAACUGUCCAGGAAGAGCAUAUGGCUGAUCACUCGGGGCUUAAAUUCAUUUUUCAGAAUGGACCAUUACCUCUUGAGUCAGUAGUGAAGAAAAAGGUGAGAAUAUUUAAUGACAACACACACCAACAUUUUGAAUGUCUACUCAAGAAGGCGGACUGGUCUAGUGUUUACCUUCUGCCAGAAAAUAAUGUGGAUGAAAUGUGGAAUUCCUUUUCCGAAAUUUUCGGCAUGAUUUAUAGUAUUGCUUUUCCGGUGAGGACAGUAAACAGGAGCAAGAAAAACAAAUUUCAGAACUCUCCAGAGGUUAAAUCAUGGAAGCGGUUAGCGGAUGCUCUGUUUGUGGUUUCUAGGUAUAGACCCGACAUGAUGGAAAAUUAUAGAUAUGCAAAAUACAGAUACGAUAAAGCAAUUAUUUAUAAUAAACAAUUUCAUUAUAGGAGGAUCAUUGAUGGAGCUGAUAAUAAAUCGAGCGCAGUCUGGAAUGUCAUAAGGCAGAUAACCAAGAAGAAGAGGACAUCUGAUGCCAAACUCCCAGCGCUAAGCGAAGAAGGUAAUCUGGCGGAGGCUGCAGAUGCAUUCAAUAGAUUCUUUACGAAUCUCCCACCGAGACAAACUGGAGGCCCAGAGGUCAAUGUUAACAGCGCUAUUCCAGAACGAACACAUAAAUCCCUCUAUCUAUUCGACGUUACUGAAUCAGAAAUAUUGUCAGUUGUAAAAAAUAUGAAGAACAAGAAUAGUUGUGGUCAUGAUGGUGUCCCUAUGACUGUAAUCAAACGACAUAUUUCAAAUAUUUUAAGACCUCUUUGUUAUAUAAUCAACUGUUCUUUCAGGGGCGGCAUUUUUCCGGAUUCUUUCAAGCUAUCACUGGUUAAACCCUGUUAUAAGAAAGGUGACAUAAAUUUGCUCUCCAACUAUAGACCAAUCUGCUUAACUACAGCAUUUGCUAAGAUUUUCGAGAAAGUACUUGCCAAGCGAAUUCUGAAGUUCUUCCAAAAAUUUGAAAUUUUAUCUAGGAAACAACAUGGUUUCAUCCCGGGACGCGGCACUGAGACUGCCAUUUUCGAGGUCCUAUGGCAGAUUACACUCACUCUCGAGCGAGGAGAGAUACCAGCAGGACUCUUUGUUGACCUAUCCAAAGCAUUUGAUUAUGUUGACCAUAGACGCCUGCUAAUGAAGCUGGAGAGAUUUGGUAUUAGGGGGUUACCACUCAAGCUUUUUGAAAGCUAUCUUGGCAACAGAAGACAGGCUGUCGUUUUGGACUCGCCUGGGGGGCGGCAUAUGUCAUCUGAGGCCUCUGUUCUGGAGGGUAUCUUUCAAGGCACAAUAUUGGGGCCGAUCCUCUUUGUGGUCUAUAUAGAUGAUCUACCCACAAGGAUUCAGGAUGAGAAUUACGUGGUUGAUAUGCCGGUGCGUCGGGAUGCUUGCUUAUUUGCGGAUGAUACAAAUGUCAUAGUGAGUGGUGACAAUAUUGAGACCCUAUCAGAAAACAUACGAGAAACAAUGCAGCGUAUUCAGGAGAAGAUUACACUUGGUGAUGGUGAGGUUCCUGUUAAUCAGAAUACCAAACUGCUAGGCGUAAUGAUUGAAAGUAAUCUGGGAUGGACGUUGCACUGUGAUGCCUUAGUAUCCAGGUUGAAUUCCGUCAUUUAUACGUUCAAGAUAUUGAGAGAUCAAGUCGAUGUGGAUACCUUAAAAACGGUAUACUUCGCAAAUUUCCAGUCUCUGCUGGCUUAUGGGCUCAUAUUCUGGGGAGUAUUCAUCGUUGUUGUUGUCGAGGACGAACUGAAGCACAGAGGAAUACACCCAAACAUUAUACAGACGAUUAAACAACUGAACACGGGCAAUGUCACCACAAUCAAGGCAGGAACGACUACAACCGACGAAAUAAACAUCGAUACGGGAAUAAGACAAGGAGAUAGUCUCAGUCCUUUGCUUUUCAAUCUGUUGAUGGACAGAAUAGUUGACAGCGUGAGGAAGGUGAAGCAUGGGUACAGAAUGGGAGACAAAGUUGUGAGGAUCUUAUGCUAUGCGGAUGAUGCAGUGCUGUUUGCGGAUAGUGAGGAUGGUCUGCAGUGGUUGCUUCGGGCGUUCAACAGAGAGGCUCACAAGCUAAGCAUGGAAAUAUCAACCACUAAAACUAAAACUAUGGUGAUUGCUAGAGAACCGCGCCGAUGUAAAUUGGAGCUUGAUAACUACAUAAUAGAACAGGUUUCCGAAUUGAAUUAUCUGGGUACAGUGAUCUCACCAUAUGGGAACUUGAAAGAAGGUGUAAGGCAUCAGAUAAAUAAAGCGGCCGGAAUUGCAGGUGCACUAAGAAACACCAUCUGGAAAAAUAACUAUAUGACAACCACCAGCAAAGCCAGAAUUUACAAAGCAUGCGUUAGACCUGUAAUGACAUACACGGCGGAAACACGAGCUGACACGGCCGAAACAAAAAGGAUGGCACGCACAAAUGAGAUGAAAGUACUCAGGUCAAUUACUGGUAAUACGCUUAGAGAUCAGAGGAGAAGCAGUGACAUCAGAGAGGAAUGCCAGACUGAAGACGUGGUGAGGUGGAUGCGAGCGAGAAGGAGAUAUUGGAACGAGCAUGUGUCACGGAUGGGAGAUGACAGACUGGCGAAGGUUGUAAGAAAUGGAAAACCAACAUCAAAGCGACCUCCAGGAAGACCGCCAAAAAGAUGGAAAGACAGUUGGAGCUCCAUAUCGCAGGAACGAGAAGAAGGGGACUGA